AUGAGUCCAACCAUCAUUCCAUCCCGGCCGCGGGAAGCGUAUGUUGCAAUAACAUGUGCUCAUUGCAAAGCCCAUCUGGAGUACCUACCGCCACCUUCACCCAAUUCGUCGAAGGAUUCAUACCUCAUUCAAUGCCAUUCUUGCUCGAAGACCUUUCUACCUAAUUCGUCUGCUGGUGCGGCAGCCAGUUCAACAAAACCUUCCACAAAAAAAUCCGGAAGACGAAUCGGGUCUGACGAACGGCCAUUGGAGACUGAAUAUUAUGACAUCCUCGGUCUAACUCCCAAGGCCACACCUCUCGAGAUUAAGGGUGCAUAUCGAAGAAUGGCCCUCAAGAUGCACCCAGACAAAAAUCCGGAUGACCCGGACGCCGGCGAAAAGUUCAAAUCACUCGCAGUUGCUUACAACACUCUGUCUGAUCCCCAACUUCGCAAAAAAUAUAACGAGUUUGGAAAACAACAAGAAAAUGAUGGGGGCUUUGUGGAUCCUGAGGCGGUUUUUUCAACGUUGUUCGGGGGUGAAAAAUUUCAAGACAUAAUUGGGACUAUCUCGCUGGGACAAGAAAUGAAGACCGCGAUGCAGAAAGAGUCAAAUGAAGAUGAGGAACAAGAAAACGACACCGGUAGCCAGCUGGUUUCAGCCUCUAAUCAACCACCUAUCACUUCGCCUUCAUCGAAAGCGGCGUCGAAACCGACCCUAACUCCCGAGCAGAAGGCCAAACGUGAUGCCGUAGCACAAGCUGAAGCAGAAGAGCGGAAACGAAUUCGAGAUGAGCGAGUUACCAAGUUGGCCGAGAAGCUAAAAGUCAAACUGUGUAUUUAUACCGAACAGGCCCAAGAGGAAUUCGAUCAAGGACUGAUGGACGCCGUGAAAUGGCAGUGGGAAAUCGAGAGAGAUUCGCUCGCAGAAGAGAGUUUUGGACCUGAAUUACUGAGAACCGUUGGAUCGACCUAUUUGGCGAAAUCGAAGAGAUGCCUGACUGCUACUGCAACGGGCGCAUGGGGAGGUGGGGUGGCAUUAGUUGGAGGAUGGUUCCAUAGCGCCAAAUCGACAGCUCACGUACUAUCUGAAACCGUCGGCGCUGUCCGAGCGGCUUACGACGUGAAGGCAGUAUUCGAUGAACUCGCAAAGGCCGAAGCCGAAGGGGGACCCGGCCUGACUGAAGAAAGGAAAAAAGAGCUCGAGGAAAUGGCCGCUAAGAAAGGCUUAAGAGCUCUUUUCAUGGGCGCUAAGUUGGAGGUUGAGAGUGUUAUCAGAGAAGUUUGCGAUCGAAUCUUGGAAGAGCCGGGGGUGUCCAGAGAAGUAAUCCGUAAAAGAGCAGUCGCAUUGGGUAUACUGGGCUCAGUCUUUGAAACUGCUAAAAACAAAAACGGCGAGGAUACUCUGGCGGAAUUAACAAGUGGAUAUGUCAAAGUGGAUCCCAGCAAGAAGAAUGAUGCUGCCGGUAGUUCAACCGAUAAAGUUUCUGAAGCUGCUUCCAAAACCGCCAAUUCAGCGUCAAAGUGA
Messenger RNA from Puccinia triticina, 1506 nucleotides. RefSeq lists its product as uncharacterized. The record is from RefSeq and is a predicted model, not a curated record. The transcript is spliced from 5 exons. The coding region runs from base 1 to 1506 and encodes 501 amino acids. Lineage: Eukaryota; Fungi; Basidiomycota; Pucciniomycetes; Pucciniales; Pucciniaceae.